ACAUUUCUGCUUUUCUACAUUCUGGCAUGCCUUAAAAUUGGUAAGAUAUCAUCAGAUUUUUACUCUGUCUCACAGAGCAUAUAUUUAACCUUUUGUUCUGUUUUCAGUCCAUGGAGCUGACAUCAUACAUGGAGAAAAAGUGAGAAGCGACUCUAUGUUGUACAUGGUCUCUGUGCAAAACAAAUGGGGUCAUGUGUGUGGAGGGUUUCUGGUCAGCGAGGACAUUGUAAUCACUGCUGCACACUGCAGUGCUGAAGAAAUCGAUCAUGUUGUUCUGGGAACCCACAAUCUAAGGAAGUGGAAUAUUAGUCCAUUGAACAUUACAUACAUGUGCAAAUACCCAACUUAUAUAUCUGCCGGAUUUGGUGAUGACCUUAUGAUCCUUAGAUUGUCUGGAAAAGCUCCUCUUAAGAAAUUGGUGAAAACACUCCCGAUUCCAAAAGAUGAAAUAAAGCUGAAGGAGGGUGAGAUCUGCUCUGUAGCAGGAUGGGGUAAAACUGAGAGUAAGGAUUUUAUAGUAGAUGAUAUGGGAGUGGUGAAUGUUUCACUCCUAAAUCCACAACUCUGUCGAAAGAUUUGGGGGCCUGGUCUUCCUCCCAAAGUGAUCUGCGCUGGUGGAUAUAAUACAAACAAAGGAUUUUGUCAAGGUGAUUCUGGUGGUCCUUUGGUAUGCAAAGGAAUGGCUGUUGGUGUUGUGUCCUUCAACAGACACCGUAACUGCAAAUACCCUGAUGUGCCUAAUGUGUAUACAGACAUAUCUAAAUAUCUUCAAUGGAUCAACAAGAUUAUCGAAACAAAGAAGUGA
This is a messenger RNA of Cyprinodon variegatus (sheepshead minnow), 805 nucleotides long. Its product is annotated as granzyme-like protein 1. The record is from RefSeq and is a predicted model, not a curated record. NCBI's taxonomy places the organism in Eukaryota, Metazoa, Chordata, Actinopteri, Cyprinodontiformes, Cyprinodontidae. The coding region runs from base 155 to 805 and encodes 216 amino acids. Gene Ontology annotation, biological process: proteolysis. Gene Ontology annotation, molecular function: serine-type endopeptidase activity. The transcript is spliced from 4 exons.